Messenger RNA from Triticum aestivum (bread wheat), 2139 nucleotides. RefSeq names its product gamma-aminobutyrate transaminase 1, mitochondrial. The record is from RefSeq and is a predicted model, not a curated record. Gene Ontology annotation, molecular function: pyridoxal phosphate binding; S-adenosyl-L-methionine:8-amino-7-oxononanoate transaminase activity. Gene Ontology annotation, biological process: biotin biosynthetic process. Bases 299 to 1837 code for a protein of 512 amino acids. NCBI's taxonomy places the organism in Eukaryota, Viridiplantae, Streptophyta, Magnoliopsida, Poales, Poaceae. The transcript has 18 exons.
GCUCGGAUAACUCGGCCACGUACGUCCCCCCGGCCUCCGGAAAACUUGGCUACGUCUCCCUCCCCACCUCCCCGGAAUAAAUCCGUGACAAGCGACAUGCCAUGGCCCCGCACCGCAGGUCUCUCUCCCUCCCCCUUGGCCUCUCGCUCUGUAUCUCUCCUCUCCGACGGAAACAGCCAUCUCUGAUCCUCCUGUGUGGCCGCCGAGAUGAUUGCGCGCGGCCUGCUCCGAUCCAAUUCCUCAACGCAGGCAAGCAAAUUAGUGAAGUAUUUAACCAGCGCCGGGAGCUUACAAGGGCAUGCAGAGAGCUUGUCAGAUGCAUCGGUCAGACAUUUCAGUUCAGCGUCGUCUCCUCAGACUAACUCAACUGAAGAAAAUGGGUUUAAGGGGCAUGGCAUGUUGGCACCAUUCACAGCUGGAUGGCAGAGCAAUGAUGUGCAUCCGCUGGUUAUUGACAGAUCUGAGGUUGCGACUCUCUAAUUCUAGCAUUAUACUGCAUGCUAUGGUUGUGAGCUAUGUAUCUAUGUUUGCCUUAUACAAUGUUAACAUGAAUAUGCAGGGGUCUUAUGUUUAUGACAUCAACGGGAAUAAGUAUCUAGAUUCUCUAGCAGGACUCUGGUGUACAGCUUUAGGUGGUAGUGAGCCUCGAUUAGUCAAAGCUGCAACUGACCAAUUAAACAAGUUGCCCUUCUAUCACUCCUUCUGGAACCGUACAACCAAACCAACAUUGGAUCUUGCAGACGACCUUCUUAGCAUGUUUACUGCAAGCAAAAUGGGAAAGGCAUUCUUCACAAAUAGCGGUUCGGAAGCAAAUGACUCACAUGUCAAACUAGUAUGGUAUUAUAACAACGCAUUGGGGAGGCCAAACAAGAAAAAGUUUAUUGCACGAUCAAAAGCAUAUCACGGAUCAACAUUAAUAUCAGCUAGUCUCACUGGUCUUCCUGCUCUGCACCAGAAGUUCGAUCUACCAGCACCUUUUGUUCUGCACACAGACUGCCCUCACUACUGGCGCUUCCAUCUUCCUGGUGAGACAGAAGAAGAAUUUGCAACAAGACUUGCCAAAAAUUUAGAGGAUCUUAUCCUCAAGGAAGGACCAGAAACAAUUGCUGCGUUCAUUGCUGAGCCUGUCAUGGGUGCUGGUGGUGUCAUCCCUCCUCCAAAGACCUAUUUUGAUAAGGUUCAAGCUGUGGUUAAGAAGUAUGACAUCCUUUUCAUAGUAGAUGAGGUCAUUACCGCAUUUGGAAGGUUGGGAACCAUGUUCGGAUCUGAUAUGUAUAACAUCAAGCCAGAUUUAGUCACCUUGGCCAAGGCUCUUUCGUCUGCGUAUGUGCCCAUUGGAGCAACUCUUGUUAGCCCCGAAAUAGCAGCUGUGGUUGAUUCUCAGAGCAAUAAGCUAGGUUCAUUUGCUCAUGGCUUUACAUACUCUGGCCAUCCAGUUGCUUGUGCUGUUGCCAUUGAAGCGUUGAAAAUCUAUCGGGAAAGGAAUAUUCCUGAUCAUGUGAAGCAAAUUGCUCCACGCUUCCAGGAAGGAUUGAAGGCCUUUGCAGGAAGCCCAAUUGUUGGGGAGAUCCGUGGUGUAGGGUUGAUAAUUGGAACUGAAUUCACCGACAACAAAUCACGAGAUAGCCCAUUCCCUGCUGAAUGGGGUGUUGGUGCUAUCUUCGGACAGGAGUGCCAGAAGCGUGGCAUGCUGGUUAGGGUUGCCGGCGAUAGCAUUAUGAUGUCACCGCCAUUAACAAUGACCGCUGGCGAAGUUGAGGAGCUGGUGAGCAUAUACGGAGAAGCUAUGAAGUCCACGGAGAUGAAAGUGGCGGAGCUCAAAUCGAAGAAAAACUAGACAAGAUGCAGCACAACGACGAUGAUAAUGUCGACUGCGGCGUUGGUCUCGGAUGUGUACAGAAUAAUUCCUCGCUAUCAGGUGGUAAUAACGCACCGGAACGGACGCUGUUCUUGAUGCGCGGAAUGGCAAGGCAAAGCAUUCUUUCACCGAGCAAUGGUGAUUGACGACUUGAUUACAGACAAGAUAGAUUUGGCACAUUCUUACCUGUAAAGAUAAUUUGCCAAAUAAAGCCGUUUAUAAGCUUUGCCACUUUGAUAAUCUCUUGUACUGACACAAUUUGAAAGAAUUCCUUUGAGAUC